AUGGUUUUUCUCAUCAUCGCCGAGAAACGUCCUUAUUCAGCAAUAAUCAACGGUUUCGUCGAGUUUCGCGCCCACUUCUUUGGCUUUUUGGUUUCAUUCACCGCACAGCCCAUACCAUAUGCUGAUCAGAGGAUGGAGUUCGCUUCUCCGUUCGUCAUCGACACGUCAACGCCGGAGAGUCUGGAGCGAGACUUCUACGCGUGGUUAAAUAUGGAAGGAUCACAAUAUCUCGACCCACAACCAUCCCGAAUAUGCAUUUCUUUACCGCCAAUCGAAUCAUCAAUAGGAUCCCGAUGUUAUACGGAAAAUAAGGAGAUUUGUUACCUGGAAAGUUCCCUUGGCGAUAGCCCAUCGUCGCUAUCUUCAACAUCGCUGGAGGAUGCUCCUCCUCCUCAUACGGAAAGAGACCAAGUCCGAAGUUCAGGUAGAAAUCAGCUAGGAAGAACGUAUAGUCCCGGAUUGCCUUUGUCGAUGUGCGAACGAGAGGAGAUUGUGAAAUUAUUUCAGGCUGGAUGGAAAAUUUGUGAUAUAUCGAAGCGCUUAUGUGUCACCCACAGCUGUGUGAGCAAAAUUCUGAACAGAUAUCGACAAACCGGAUCAGUCCGUCCAAAAGAUGCGAAGGAAGGCCGAACUGAGUCUCCUUUGGUGACUGCAGUAAGGGAUUACAGAACAAGACUAGGCAUGAGCCGUCAAGGGGAAAUCCGUGAACAGCUGAUUAAGGAUGGGAUUUGUACGAGAGAAACCGCCCCAAGUAGAUCGUCUAUCAAUCACAUUCUACGAACUAAACUGGACAUCAAGAGAAGGAAAAAGACCGAGUGA
Messenger RNA from Necator americanus (New World hookworm), 819 nucleotides. RefSeq lists its product as uncharacterized. NCBI's taxonomy places the organism in Eukaryota, Metazoa, Nematoda, Chromadorea, Rhabditida, Ancylostomatidae. Gene Ontology annotation, biological process: anatomical structure development; regulation of transcription by RNA polymerase II. Gene Ontology annotation, molecular function: RNA polymerase II cis-regulatory region sequence-specific DNA binding; DNA-binding transcription factor activity, RNA polymerase II-specific. The transcript is spliced from 9 exons. Bases 1 to 819 code for a protein of 272 amino acids. The record is from RefSeq and is a predicted model, not a curated record.